AUGACGGACGAAAAGCACUCGGACGCUGCCUCCAGCAGCUCUUCAGGCCCUAAGCAUGCCGCCGCCGACCCCCUCCACACGACAACCCUCGCCGAGGUCGUUCCCGUCGAGCGAUCUUCGAAUCCGUUCAAACGGGUAUACGCCAUGCCUGUCGUGCAGGUCGCUCUAGUCGGAAUGGUCUGCUUCCUUUGCCCCGGAAUGUUCAACGCAAUCAGUGGCAUAGGAGGAGGAGGACAGGUCAAUUCGGAAGCCUCCAACAAGGCCGCCAUUGCGCUUUACUCGACCUUCGCCGCGGUAUCCUUCUUUGCCGGUACGAUUCACAACAAGCUCGGAUCGCGUCUUACUCUUGGCAUUGGCGCACUCGGCUACUGUCUCUACAUCGGUUCCUUCCUGUCCUACAACAUCAACCAGAACGAGGGCUUCGUUGUAGCUUCCGGCGCUAUCCUAGGUGUAUGCGCUUCGCUGCUCUGGACCGCCCAGGGCGCUCUCAUGCUCGCCUACCCCACCGAAUCCCAAAAGGGCACCUUUAUCAGCGUCUUCUGGGUCAUUUUCAACUUGGGAGCCGUCCUGGGCUCUGCUAUCGAGCUUGGCCUUACCUACAACUCGACCGCCAAUACGGUCUCCAACGGCACCUAUGCUGCCUUCAUCGUGCUCACCGGUCUCGGUGCCUUUGUCUCGGCCAUGCUCAUGAACCCGGCCAAGAUGGUUCGAGAUGACGGCACGCGUGUGCUCGUCCCCAGCCAGACCACCUGGGCCAAAGAGCUCAAGGGUCUCUUUAUCCUGCUCAAGGCCGACCCCUGGGUGAUGCUCAUGUUCCCUAUGUUCCUCGCGUCCAACUGGUUCUACACCUGGCAGUUCAACGACUACAACGGCGUCCUCUUUACGCUCCGCACGCGCUCACUCAACAACCUCCUCUACUGGCUCAGCCAGAUGGUCGGCAGCCUCGCCAUCGGCCAGAUCCUUGACAACAAGCGCAUGUCGCGCAGGUCGCGCGCCUGGAUCGGCUGGUCAGUCGUAUUUGUCGUCAUGUGGGCCGUAUGGGGCGGCUCGUACGACGUGCAAAAGACCUAUACGCGUGCCUCCAUCGACGCCGAGACCAAGCGCAUCGACUUCAAGGACGGCGGCAAGUACGUCGGCUACGUCUUCCUCUACAUCUUUUCGGGCGUUCUCGACGCCAUCUGGCAGAACCUCGCAUACUGGCUCAUCGGCGCCUGCUCCAACGAUCUGUCCAAGCUCGGUUACCUCGCCGGAUUCUACAAGUCGAUGCAGUCGGCAGGUGCGGCGGGCGCGUUUGCCAUGGACAACGACAAGCACCCCUUCAUGACCAACCUCGCCGUCACGUGGGGCCUAUGUGCGGCCGGAAUGAUCUUCGUCAUCCCCGUCAUUGCGCUGCGCGUCACAGAGCACACUGACCCCCUGCAGGAGGUCACCGUGCCUGGCCGCGCCGAAGAGAUCGCUGCCGUCGACAACGAGCUCUCGGCCACAGCGGUCGUUGACAAGCACCACUGA
Moesziomyces antarcticus is the source of this 1509-nucleotide messenger RNA. RefSeq names its product MFS general substrate transporter. The record is from RefSeq and is a predicted model, not a curated record. NCBI's taxonomy places the organism in Eukaryota, Fungi, Basidiomycota, Ustilaginomycetes, Ustilaginales, Ustilaginaceae. The coding region runs from base 1 to 1509 and encodes 502 amino acids. The transcript has a single exon.